CAGCGAGCGGCCCCACUGACCUAGGCUCUCUGCUGACCUCUACUGACGCAGUGACCGCUGCUGACUGACACUGUGCUCCUGAACUAUAGUCCACCCUCGGCGCUGCUGAUACACUGCUGGAUCUUGGAACGUUCUCCUGAUCUCCUGCCUGCUGGCUCGAGUCCCCUGUCGCGCACCAAAACGCUUGACCAGAUGCCAGCAGUCAUCGAACCAGCCUCAUCCGGCCCCGUUCCGCCCACCAUGACGUCUGGCCCGCCCGUGGCGAGUUCCCACGAACACUGUAGUGACCGAUUGCCCCCCUGCGUUGCGUGCGCGCAUCCUGAUUCCCGCUGCAAUCAUGCCGUAGCCCCUGGCCUUAUCGAGAGUGGCGUACCCUGUGCACCAUCACCCGGCCACCACCACGCCACAGACACCAGGCCAAGUCACCAGGGUCAGGGCAUUCCUCGACGUUGCUGUUCACCUCGAGCUGAGCUCGAGCUCAUCUCUCGGCUCGACGCAGCUAUACUUGGACAGCAUAUCUGUUGUAACAUGGCUGUCGAGGAUCGUACAAUACCGGCCCACUUGUCAUCUCUUCGCAACUUGGUGUCCACAUUCAUUCGCCGUCUCAUCCACCUCGACGCCGUUCAUUCACCGCCCACAUUCGCCGACCGUUGUUGAGCAACCGGCCCAGCCUGCCUUGGACGUCACCCCGCGCCUCGCCACUGCCACCGCGCUACCUGCCGACAUGAUCAGCCCCCCCGUUUCGUACGACCAGUCCCCGGCGGCCAUCUUUCCCGAGGACGAAGAUGCC
This is a messenger RNA of Cutaneotrichosporon oleaginosum, 790 nucleotides long. RefSeq lists its product as uncharacterized. Lineage: Eukaryota; Fungi; Basidiomycota; Tremellomycetes; Trichosporonales; Trichosporonaceae. The record is from RefSeq and is a predicted model, not a curated record.